AAAGAGUCGGAGUUCGUGGUGGCUCGUGCCGCGUGCGUGGGGUUGGCCCGCCCUACCCUACCCGACCUCCAACUCCAAUCACUGAACCAUCCAUCAUCCUUCAGCCCCUACCGUUAUCGAAACCAAAACUAAAAAUUGUUUCUCUCCUUUCAUUUCCAUCGCUCAAUUUGAUUCCUCUUUCUUUUUCUCUCUCUUCUCUAUCCAGAUUUCAAAACAAAACAAAACAAAACAAAAAGGAAAAAGCAGACCUUAGAAUAUGCAUCGUUAAUUCAUGGACUAGUUUAGUCUAUAGAGUCCAGUCUGAUAAAAUUAAAAUCACCAUGAGUUCGAGACGAAUAUCCAAAAGCAAAAGCAGGGUUUAAAUUUGGUUUUGGUGAAUUGAGAGAGAGAGAGAGGGAGAGAGAAUGGGAACUGGAGCGUCGAAGAGUACGGAGGAGGGUGGGUCGCAGGGAAUGGGGGAGGAGGAGGAGCGAAACCAAGCCGGGGGGCAGUUGUAUGUGUCGUUGAAGAUGGAGAAUUACAAGCGCAAAGGAGACCUCAUUCCUCAUGUCUAUGGCUCCGUUCCUCUCGUUGGCUCUUGGGAUUCUUCUAAAGCUCUUUCGAUGGAACGCGAAUCCGCGUCAUUGUGGGAAUUGAGCUUUGUUGUUCCUCCUAAUCACGAAACUUUGGACUUUAAGUUCCUUUUGAGGCCCAAGUACAGUAAUGUGCCUUGUAUAGUUGAGGAAGGUCCAAACCGACAACUCAUUGGGGGUACCUUGCAAGGGGAUGCAAGGUUGGCUCUAUUUAGGCUUAAUGCUGAUGAAGUUCUAGAGUAUCGGGUGUUAAUUCAAGCCGAUAGGGUUUCGCCAUUUGAUCUUGCGGCUAGUUGGAGAGCUUAUCAGGAGAACCUUCGGCCUUCAGCUGUUCGUGGUAUUCCUGAUGUCAGUAUUAAUUCAGUGCCAGAGAUGAAUGCCGAGAAUGGCUCUUCAGCUAGUUUGGAACUUGAUCUUGAACAUUAUGUUGUUCCAGCUCCAACAACUUCUGCCAAUUCAGGUUUUUUUUAUGCAGCCAAUAACGCAGAGACUCCAAGGUCAUUAACUCUUGCUGGGGUUUUCUCUAACAUGGAUGGCUCAGGGAAUGUUUUACAUCCCUCUAAGGAUGGUAGUGUUUCUACUGAUCGCCCUGCAACCAUAAAGGAGAUGGAGGUAAUUGUCCCUGAUUCAUCCAGGAUUUAUUCAGGUUCUGGGGUAGUUGAAUCAAAGUCAGUUGGGACAUUUUCGCCUUCGCAAAAGCAAGAUGGUCAUAGGGGACUCCUUGUGGAUAGGGGUGUUGGAUCUCCAAGGCUAGUUAAAUCUGCUAGUGCAAGUACUUUCACUGUAGAUCUCAGAAUGGAUACAGAAACGAAGAAUUCAAUGCCGGCGGCUGCUGGAGCUGUUGCAGCUGCAGCUGUAGCUGAUCAGAUGCUUGGACCAAAGGAGGAUAGACAUUUGGCAAUUGUUCUGGUCGGUUUGCCAGCUCGAGGCAAGACAUUUACUGCAGCUAAACUUACCAGAUAUCUCCGCUGGUUGGGUCAUGAUACCAAGCAUUUCAAUGUUGGAAAGUAUCGGCGGCUUAAGCAUGGGGCAAAUCAGUCUGCAGAUUUUUUCCGAGCAGACAAUCCUGAAGGCAUGGAAGCACGUAAUGAGGUAGCAGCCUUGGCUAUGGAGGACAUGAUAUCUUGGAUGCAAGAAGGUGGCCAGGUAGGGAUAUUUGAUGCCACAAACAGUAGCAGGAAACGAAGGAAUAUGCUGAUGAAAAUGGCUGAAGGAAAAUGCAAGAUUAUUUUUCUGGAAUCACUAUGUAAUGAUGAACGCAUUAUUGAAAGAAAUAUACGCCUUAAAAUUCAACAAAGCCCUGACUAUGCGGAACAGCCAGAUUUUGAGGCUGGAUUGCAGGACUUCAAAGAUCGACUAGCCAAUUAUGAAAAAGUUUAUGAGACAGUUGAAGAAGGGUCUUACAUCAAAAUGAUUGAUAUGGCCAGUGGACACGGUGGUCAAAUACAAGUGAACAACAUCAGUGGUUAUCUUCCCGGGCGAAUUGUAUUUUUCUUGGUAAAUACACAUCUCACACCCCGCCCAAUUUUACUUACUCGGCAUGGGGAGAGUAAGGAUAAUGUUAGAGGCAGGAUUGGGGGUGACACUGCAUUGAGUGAUGCUGGAGAAAUUUAUGCAAAAAAACUUACCAACUUCAUUGAAAAGCGACUCAAGUCAGAAAGGGCUGCUUCUAUUUGGACAAGCACAUUGCAACGAACUAUAUUGACAGCUAGUCCAAUUGUUGGAUUCCCUAAGAUACAAUGGCGUGCACUUGAUGAGAUAAAUGCUGGAGUUUGUGAUGGAAUGACAUAUGAAGAGAUAAAGAAGAACAUGCCUGAGGAGUAUGACAGGGCGCGUAAGAAGGACAAGCUGAGGUAUCGGUACCCUCGUGGGGAGUCUUACUUGGAUGUUAUUCAAAGGCUAGAACCUGUAAUUAUUGAGCUUGAACGACAACGGGCACCUGUUGUAGUGAUAUCUCACCAGGCAGUAUUGAGAGCAUUAUAUGCUUAUUUUGCUGAUAGGCCUCUGAAAGAAAUUCCGCACAUUGAGGUGCCGCUUCAUACCAUAAUAGAGAUUCAAAUGGGAGUUACAGGCGUCCAAGAGAAACGAUACAAACUCAUGGAUUGAUUAAAAUUAACAAGCACUUUUAGUUUUUGAACUUUCUAACUCAAGAAAUGAGGCAAGUUUCCAUUCUUUUAAUUCUCAUUUGUUAACAAGAUGUAACAUCAGCAUAAAUGUGAUACAUGCAUUUAUAAUAAUAAUCAUCAAUCCUAAAGUGUUUAAAUUUUCA
Molecule: messenger RNA, 2841 nt
Organism: Quercus robur (English oak)
Lineage: Eukaryota; Viridiplantae; Streptophyta; Magnoliopsida; Fagales; Fagaceae
Product: 6-phosphofructo-2-kinase/fructose-2,6-bisphosphatase
Exons: 23
Coding region: 405-2678 (757 amino acids)
Biological process (GO): fructose metabolic process; fructose 2,6-bisphosphate metabolic process
Cellular component (GO): cytosol
Molecular function (GO): fructose-2,6-bisphosphate 2-phosphatase activity; 6-phosphofructo-2-kinase activity; ATP binding
Source: RefSeq, a predicted model, not a curated record